This is a messenger RNA of Cinara cedri, 228 nucleotides long. The record is from the annotation of a GenBank genome assembly. Lineage: Eukaryota; Metazoa; Arthropoda; Insecta; Hemiptera; Aphididae.
AUGGAAGUUGAAGAGUUGACAUGUGUUGCUUAUUUGUACAGCCGUAGUAGACGUACAAAGAAAAAAAAAAGGAAGUUUUGGGUACAUCCAUUAAUUGCUGAUCGCUCAGCAAAAGGUUUAUUUAAUUUAUUUUACUAUGAUUUAAGAAAAUAUGAAGACAAUUUUUUUAAUUAUUUAAGAAUGUCGAUCAGUUCAUUUGAUGAACUUUUCGAUAAUUUAACCGGCUAG